AUGGGCCCCUUGGUGCGGGUGUUCUGUGGCAUGAAUGACUUGGGAUCGGCUGGGUUUUGGGCUGUUUUUAUUAAACCAUGCGCUUUGCAUCCACUGGGCCCUAUGCGUUGUGACUCCUACUGGGCAGUUUGGCUAGGGCUAUAUUGGAAGAUCUCCCUCUGGCCUUUCGUGACGCGUCCAGCCAUACUAAUGGGCGACCAACCUCCUGACAUGGCAGGCUACAACCGCUCUGCCGAUGUGGCUGAUGGGACAUGUCGGAACGCAGUGAACUUGGUGCCUGGAGAGUGCGCCAAGACGACGUACAAAACCUAUCUACAUGGCCAGGGGUGUUUUAUAUCCGAUGUUGUGACUCUGUCGGGAAAUGUCCAAGAGCUAGCCGAUUGCAUAGAAGUUGCGCCACAACUACCACCCUCGAGCAAGAUGAACGCUCCCGUCAAGGCAUCAACCACCAGAAAAGGGUACAUUCCGCCCCUGGAAAGCCACGUCACCAGUUCCCCGACCGAGCCUCCUCGACGUACGAGACCUGGCGGCCGUGACUCACGAUUCCACGUCAAGGAUAGAACUGGAACAUGUCUGCGGCGUUGGUUUGACUACUGA
Sodiomyces alkalinus F11 is the source of this 597-nucleotide messenger RNA. RefSeq lists its product as hypothetical. Lineage: Eukaryota; Fungi; Ascomycota; Sordariomycetes; Glomerellales; Plectosphaerellaceae. The record is from RefSeq and is a predicted model, not a curated record. The coding region runs from base 1 to 597 and encodes 198 amino acids. The transcript has 4 exons.